AUGUUAGUUGUGCUAGCUGGAUCUGCCCGAGGUGCUGGGAAGUGGUAUGGGGCCCACAUGGUGGCGACAAUGCUGACAGCAAUAUUUCAAGGGUCUGUUUCAGUGCUUAUUUACACAAGGCCUGAAGAUUUUCUUGGAAAUCUGAAAUCCUAUGUGAGGGAAGAAGAUGGGGUGACAAUAUUGAAAUUGGCUGGUGGGUUGUGUGUAUUGAUUUUCUGCCUAGAAUGGGUUGUUCUUACACUUGCAUUCUUCUUGAAUUACUAUGCUUAUGUACAAAAAGAUGGGGUAAAUUCUCAUGCAAUGAAGAAUUCUAAGGUUCAAGAUGAGGACGACUUGAAGAAUUGGCCAUGGCCUUUCCAAGUUUGA
Molecule: messenger RNA, 366 nt
Organism: Olea europaea var. sylvestris
Lineage: Eukaryota; Viridiplantae; Streptophyta; Magnoliopsida; Lamiales; Oleaceae
Exons: 2
Coding region: 1-366 (121 amino acids)
Source: RefSeq, a predicted model, not a curated record